Molecule: messenger RNA, 1866 nt
Organism: Exserohilum turcica Et28A
Lineage: Eukaryota; Fungi; Ascomycota; Dothideomycetes; Pleosporales; Pleosporaceae
Exons: 5
Coding region: 1-1866 (621 amino acids)
Cellular component (GO): mitochondrion
Source: RefSeq, a predicted model, not a curated record
AUGUUCUGCCAAAGCCUCUUCCUGCGCACAAGCACGCGUCGCCUCGCAUUCCCACCACGUAACCCAACCGCACUCGGCCGCCGCCGCCAGUAUGCCACAGACGCCAGUACUCCACCGCCGCCGCCGCCGCCGUCUCAAUCGCGCAUCGAGCGCUUCAACAAGCGGCUCCCCAAGUUCCUGCACAAGUACACCAAGGCGCUGGGCAACGCGCCCGUCACACACGUCACCUCGUUCCUCGUCCUGCACGAACUGACGGCCGUGAUGCCGCUGCUCGGGCUCGCGGCCACCUUCCACUACACGCAGUGGGUCCCUGCGGCGCUGACAGAGGGCGCGUGGCUCGCGGCGGGCAUCCAGCGGUUCUCGCGGUAUUUCCAGCGCAAAGGCUGGAUCCGCAGCGAGGACGCCGACGAGGCACAGGCGGCGGCGCACGCUCAAGGCAAAGAGACGGGGCGCGCGGGCCAAAGUCGAGGUGUUCGGCUUGUCGUCGAGUUCGCGGCCGCGUAUGCUAUCGUCAAGAUGCUGCUUGUGCCGCGCAUUGUGUUUAGCGUGUGGGCGACACCCGCGUUUGCCAGGUGGACUGUCGCCCCUGUUAUGAGAUGGGAGACUUGUGCAGCUCAUGAAUGGGCAUCGUGUGUAGGCGCCUGGGCCUUUUAUCCAGUUCAAUGUGAAACGCACAGGCCGUUGGCGAUUGAGGACAGAUGGCGUGGUGAAGGACAGGUGAAGCUCCGUCUACUUUUCUUUCUUGCCUCGGAUCAAAUCGCCACCAUGUGCUUCACCGACGACGAAUACAAGUACGAAUCUAGAGUCGAGCUGCGCAACGGCCAGCGCUACUACACUGCAGACUACCAUCCGCGCUAUGGCAUGUCUCGUCGCCGUAGAUACGGUCUCGGCGGUGCGUACUACCCGUCGCGGUAUUAUGCCCAGCCGCCUGCUGGCCGCUACUCUCACCAUGGCACUGUGUAUCCGCGAGGCGUCCUGGCGGGGGGCUUCUCUGGAUACGCAUAUGGCACGGGCUACCACACUGGAGCACGCAGUCUUGUGCCGGUUAGUUCCGCAAUGUCAUCAUCAACUCGUUUCUUCGCUCCAAGUACUCGGCGCCUACCCACCGGAGCAAUGGAAGCGUACCCAAAACCUCGUCACCAGUACAUCUACACUCCGCGCCACGGCCAACGCGGUAUCCUCAGCUACGCCGGCCAAGCUCCCAAUGGCGCCGCACCCACUGGCGUCAUGGGAGCCGGCUAUGGCUACGGCGUUGGAUACCCAGGUGUCGGCGUCGGGUACGCAGCGAGCGCCUACCAACCCGUGGUAUACAACACCCGUCCCCUUGUCCCCCAGGCGGUCGUGCCCAGCUACUCCUAUCCCCUGCAUAGCGGUGGCUAUGGCUACUACAACUACAACUUGUAUGGCACGCUGUACCCGCUUGCUAACUUCUACCACCCCUACCAGCGCACCUACUACAACACGGUGCCCACGUACGGCUACACGACACACGUCUACCCGCCUGCCACUACAACCACGACAACCACGUACCAUGUGACCAACAGCCAGGCCCCCGCGUACACCACCUCUCCUGCUGCACGCGUCGUCCGGGAAACCAGGCCCGCCUACGUCCACGGCCAUUCCCCCCGCGUUGCCCCCACACGCGAAGACAUUCAGCUCGAGAACAGGCGCAUCGCCACGGCACGCGGCGCCUAUGAUGCCCGCAAGAUUCGCCCGGCUGAUGCCCGCGACGACGACCCGUUUUGGUGCCGCGAGGUCAAUGGCGAGUGGCACCUGCGCUCGUACUAUCAGAUUGAGAAUGAGUGUCAUCCUGGUCGCUGGAUGAUGGAUGCUGAGAUUGGGUUUUUGGUGUUUCAUCGUGCGUAA